This is a messenger RNA of Rotaria sp. Silwood1, 1170 nucleotides long. The record is from the annotation of a GenBank genome assembly. NCBI's taxonomy places the organism in Eukaryota, Metazoa, Rotifera, Eurotatoria, Philodinida, Philodinidae.
AUGUCAAAGUCUAAACAAAAGAAUAAAAUGAUCGAUAAUGACAAUAAACAACAGAAGGAAAAUGAAGAAAAUAAUAAUAAUAAUUGUAAUGAAACAACACCAAUUAUUGGUAGUCCUUCAUCAACAAGUAAUGAGAAGGAAGCAAAAGAAAAUGAAUUAAUAAUCUAUGAAUUUCAUUUUCCUGUUGAACUUUGUGGUCGUCUUAUUGGUCGACAAGGUGUUCAUGUUGAUUAUAUAAGACAAAUGGCACAAGUUGAUUUAGUUGUACGAGAUGAUGCAAUUUCUUAUGAAAAACAAGUUGUUGCUUUACAUGGUCGUCGAGUUGAUGUUGCACAAGCUAUUGAAUUAAUAGCUAAACGUUUUCCAUCUGAUCGUUAUCCACAAGUAACAUUUAAACCUAUAAAUAAAAAAAUUAUUGUACGACAACGUCCACCUGAAUGUGUACCAAUACCUUCCUCAAUUGCUCAACUUUAUUUACCAGAUGGAAUACCAACUGAAGUUCUUGUUACAAGUGUUGUUUCAUGUAAUCAUAUAUUUGCUCAACAAAUUUUACAUCCAUCUUAUCCUGAACUUAGUCGUCUUGAUAAUUCAAUGUCAGUUUUUUAUCAUCAUACAGAAAUGACACCACUUUUACCUCGACCUAUUCAACCUGGUAUUAUAUGUGCAGCACCAACACAAGCUGGUUGGUUUCGAGCAUUGAUUACAGUCUAUAAUAGUAAUCAAGAUAUGGCUAUGAUUAAAUUUCUUGAUUAUGGAGGUUAUCUUUAUGUACAUGCAAAUUCUUUACGUGUUCUCAGGCAAGAUUUUAUGAUUAUUCCAUUUCAAGCAGUUGAAGUUUAUCUUGAUAAUGUUGUACCAGCUGAUAAUCAAGAAGAUUUUACAUCGGAAUCAAUUGAAUUAGUUAAAACAACAAUUCUUGGUUCUUGUUUUAAAGCUAUUGUCACUGGUUAUCAUUAUGAUAAUACACCAUUUAUUCAAUUAACAAAACGUCAUGGACAUUCACGUCCUAUUAAUGUUGAUAUUCAAAAAAUGAUUAAUAAUCAACAACAAAUAACAAAUAUUAAUGAUUUAACAUUAAUAAAUAAUUCAAAUUGUUUAUCAACGAAUCAAGUAGAACAAUCUGUAUUAGAUUCAUCAGUAGUAUCAUCAACAGCAAAUUCUGAUAGUUAA